AUGAUAGUUGAGCUGGCAAAAGAGGGAACAGAAGCAGUAGACGUUGAUGGAGUGGCGGUAGUUUUGCAAGAGCUAGACACUGAAGUAAUGUCAUUUGAGCCGGUAGAGACUAUAGCAGAAGUUAAUGAAGUGGUGGUAGUUUGGCCAGGGCUAAGCACUGAUGUGGUAGCAGUUGAGCCAGUAGAAGAGGGUGCAAAAGAAGUAGAUGUUGAUGGAGUGACGGUAAUAUGGCCAGUGCUGAUGACAACUGAACCGGUAGAAGAGGGUGUUGUUUCAGCAGAUGUUAAUGAAGUGGAGCUUGAUUGGAUGGUAUUUGAGUCAGUAGAAGAGAGUGUAGGAACGGCCGUGGACAAAAUGGUGGUAGUUUUAUCAGAGCUAGACGCUGAUGUGAUGGUAGUAAUGUCGGUAGGUGUAGUUGAAGUAGAUGUUGAUGAAGUUGUGGGAGUUUGGCCAGAGCUAGACACUGAUAUGACAGCAGUUGAGCUUGCAGAAGAGGAUGCAGAAGCAGUAGACGUCAAUGGAGUGGUAGUAGUUUUGCAAGAGCUAGACACUGAAGUAAUGUCAUUUGAGCCGGUAGAGACUAUAGCAGAAGUCAAUGAAGUGGUGGUAGUUUGGCCAGAAUUAAACACUGAUGAGAUAGCAGUUGAGCCGGUAGAAGAGGGUGUAGGAACGGCCGUGGACAAAAUGGUGGUAGUUUUAUCAGAGCUAGACGCUGAUGUGAUGGUAUUAAUGCCGGUAGAAGAUGUAGUUGAAAUAGACGUUGGUAGAGUUGUGGGAGUUUGGUCAGAGCUAGACACAGAUAUGACAGCAGUUGAGCUUGCAGAAGAGGAUGCAGAAGCAGUAGACGUCGAUGGAGUAGUGGUAGUUUUGCAAGAGCUAGACACUGAAGUAAUGUCAUUUGAGCCGGUAGAGACUAUAGCAGAAGUUGAUAAAGUAGUGGUAGUUUGGCCAGGGCUAAGCACUGAUGUGGUAGCAGUUAAGCUGGUAGAAGAGGGUGCAAAAGCAGUAGUUGUUGAUGGAGUGACGGUAAUAUGGCUAGUGCUGAUGACAACUGAACCGGUAGAAGAGGGUGUUGUUUCAGCUGAUGUUAAUGAAGUGGAACUUGAUUGGAUGGUAUUUGAGUCAGUAGAAGAGAGUGUAGGAACGGCCGUAGACAAAAUAGUGGUGGUUUUAUCAGAGCUAGACGCUGAUGUGAUGGUAGUAAUGCCGGUGGGUGUAGUUGAAGUAGACGUUGGUGAAGUUGUGGGAGUUUGGCCAGAGCAAGACACUGAUAUGACUGCAGAUGAGCUUGCAGAAGAGGAUGCAGAAGCAGUAGACGUCGAUGGAGUGGUAGUAGUUUUGCAAGAGCUAGACACUGAAGUAAUGUCAUUUGAGCCGGUAGAGACUAUAGCAGAAGUGAAUGAAGUGGUGGUACUUUGGCCAGAAUUAAACACUGAUGUGGUAGCAGUUGAGCCAGUAGAAGAGGGUGCAAAAGAAGUAGAUGUUGAUGGA
Molecule: messenger RNA, 1491 nt
Organism: Acaulospora morrowiae
Lineage: Eukaryota; Fungi; Glomeromycota; Glomeromycetes; Diversisporales; Acaulosporaceae
Source: the annotation of a GenBank genome assembly